CUGUCGUCAUGUACCAGUCCGUGCCGUCCCCGUUUUCAUCUCAUGACCAGACCAGCCCCGCUAUACACGGGCAUCGUGAUCAUCUGAAUAGAUCGAGGUUCAGCAGUGGAGUUGUUGCAGAACAAAAACAAGAGUGCGACCCACUUCGAACAUUCACCGCAUUCAUCAACGUUGUCUCUCAUCAGGACAUUAUCUCUCAACAAGCUCCAGACAAAGCUUACAGGAUAGGAUAGACGAAAGACAGAAAGACAGGUCCUUUUUGUCUCAUGGUCUCAGUCCCUUUGCAUACCCAAUCUUGGAGGAGCAUGCCCAUCGUCUUCGCUCGCUGUAAGGUGCUUUUUUUUGCUUCGGCCGCUUGUUCACGUUGAGUUUCGCCCUCAGCAGCACGUAUGCCCCGCAGGUUUGGAGCUUGCCAAGACAAAUCUGGGUUUUGUUUGGGUUUGGCAGCUGGGAUAGUAGCAUUGGACUCAAAGCUUCGUGGGUGAAAGGCUCUUCUUUCAAUUCUGUGUGUUUUUUGAGAGUGUGGUGUAGUGGAAGGGGUGCUCUUCCUUCCUUCAUGACGUGGUGCAGCGGCGGUGAGGAACCCUUGAGUCGACGUGGUGAAGACGGUGGCGAGGCGGGGCAUGGAGGAGGAGUAAACGUGGGGAUUUAUCAGUAGGAAACAAGCGCAUGAUCGGUAGGGUGAGGGAGCAGAAUCAUUUGGUGGUGUUGGGGUGACAAUUGCAGUGAACGGAGGGAUACAUGGUUGAUUGGAGAGCUAUGGCUAGGGAGCCAGUUGCUGUAGACUACAUGGGGGUGGGAGGUGCUCCCUCGAGUAUCUCUGGUGGACAUGAAGAGCGAGUAAGUCUUGUAAGGCCCAUUCCUAGUGUUCCUAACAAUGGUGGUGGCCACUUUAGGAGAUCGCCUGCCCCUGAAGGCGGUCCUCACAGUAGCCCAUUUGAGCAGCAUGACCCAGACCAGAAGUCCUGGAAAAGAGCUUCCUUUCUGGCAAGAUUUCAGUCAGAGGAGGAUAAUUCCAGAAGGGUUAUCAUCUGUCCUAAUAAGGAGAGAGAAUCGACAGAUGGCCAUCUGAAUGAUCAUCCGCAGUCCUCCUCACAGUGGAAUAAUUCAGAAUCUAAAAGCCAUACCCACCAUCCUCAAUCUCAGAAGGUGGCGGCCAUGUACGCUAGCCAUCAUCAUUUGUUGAGAGGUAUUCAGAACGGAGAUGCAUGGACCUCGCCGCUUAAAGAUGAAGUACAGCGGGGUGCUCAACCGUUGGACCAUGCGAUGCAGCCGCACCUGUCUUCAAACCAAGGCAGAUUCGAGUCCCCAAUGCCAUUUGGCGGACAUAGACUGGGGAGUGUAGAGAGUGGAGCUGCUGUGGCUCGGAAGAAGCCACCUUUUCAAUAUCCAUUCCAAGCAGGAAACCUACCAAGACCUGGUGGACCUUGUAAGCAACCUCGCACGGCACAGCUUACCAUUUUCUAUGCCGGCAUGGUUAACCUCUACGAUGAUGUGCCUGUUGAUAAGGCUCAAGCUAUCAUGCUCUUUGCGGGUAGUGAAAGCACGUGGUCUUCAAACUUAAUGGACCCUCCCCAGGCUGGAAGUGUCGCUUCUGGACGGACAUUUUCUGCUCCAACCACAGUGCCUCUCUCUACACCAGGACCACCUGCUCCGCAAGCUCUAACCACUUCAGCUUCGGGGCCGCCGAGUUCUGUAUUACCUGGAAUGGUAUUUUCAAACCUCCGACAACCAUCCACAACCAAUGUUGAGCUGCCCCAAGCAAGGAAAGCCUCAUUGGCUCGAUUUCUUGAGAAGAGAAAAGACAGGGUAAAGAAAGAUCCCGUCAAGGAAGGAGAUGCAACUCCUUUUGGCAACUCUCCAGAUCCUUCAAUUGGGAAACCACCAACAUGGUCGCCCUCACCAUCUCCUUCGGUCUCUAGGUGCAUGGACCAUGGAUCAUCUCCUGGUCGUCUUGAGCAUCAAUCAGGCACAUCUAGUGGCAAUGAACAGAACUCUCCGUGUAAUUCUAGACCUCCGCAGUCACCCCCAAGCCAAGGUGUGGCCGAGUAGAGGAGUGAUAGGACAUCGAAAAGGAGAGACUUCAGAUUGGACAACGAAUCGAACAAGCGAACUCGGAGCGGGAAGUCACUGGGCAGGCUUGCUGGUGAAAGCAUGGCUGAUCAUGCCAUGGACAACGGUGCAUCACUGCAUAGAUAGUUUCUUGUAAUCCAUCUUGCAUCCAAAAAAUUUAAUUCUAAAGGACUAUUCCAUCUGUUUCAGCUAGGCUAAUAGAAUCCCUGGAACACCCGUUAAUUCGCGCUUCGUUGAGCCUCGAGAUGGUUUGCAGCAUUGAACACCAUGGCAUGUUCACAUCGGACACAGCUGCUGGAGCACUUCACACCAAGGAAGAAUUUGCGACGAGUGAUCGUAAAAAUUAAAGAACAUGUGUCAGAAGCGAUGUCACGGCUGUCCCUCCUCGAAAUAGAACUCAAAGCUUCGUUGCCAUGCCACAAUGAACCGGUCACACUGAGCACAGUGCUGGAAACAUGACUCGGCACAAGCAGCAAGAACCACAGGUGGUUGCUACCAAAACUUGGAUUCUGCAAUUUCGCAUCACUAUUCACGCUGCUUUGUACUCAUUCCUAUGACACAAUUACUUACUGUUUCUUUGUAUCAAAGGGUGCCAGGAGGCUGUCAUUCUGCUGUGUCGGAUACAUCAGUGUGGCUAGGCCUUCAGAGGCCUUGCUUGGACCAUGGUCUUCAAAACUAAGAACUUCACGCAAUGCCUUGUAUGACUUCUCUUUUGAUUCGAAGAAUGACUAAGGUUGCUUCCAUGGUCUUCAGCAGGAGCUAAAAUUACUUGAUGCUACUGCCCACAUCAAUUGCUCAUUCUAAUGGCAUUCGAGAAAGUAUUUAUAGUUAUAAUCCGCAACUCAUCAUCAUCUUCGAAAGCCGCUGGUUGUUGUGCUCCUUGAUCACCCAUCUCAAGCUUACUUUCAUGCAUUGGGAUAUCUGUAAUAAUCUUGGCUGAUGAGAGUCUCAGUCAAUUCUUCACUGCAUGAUCAUAGUGUUAAAAUAGCCCUGUUAGUUAAAAUUAAAGAAAGGAUGUGAUUCAGCUGA
Physcomitrium patens is the source of this 3102-nucleotide messenger RNA. RefSeq lists its product as uncharacterized. Gene Ontology annotation, cellular component: nucleus. The record is from RefSeq and is a predicted model, not a curated record. Gene Ontology annotation, biological process: regulation of jasmonic acid mediated signaling pathway; response to wounding; regulation of defense response. Lineage: Eukaryota; Viridiplantae; Streptophyta; Bryopsida; Funariales; Funariaceae.